AUGGAUGAAUUUGAAGAUUUUAUGAUUACGGAAGAUAUUUUAACACAGCUCGAUAAUAUAGAAAUCGACCUUCUCGAGAAAACGUUAAACCUAAGUUUUAGUGAUAACGAAGAAAAUAUUCAACCUCCCCGAUUGAGCAAUAGGCGACUGCGAAUCUUGUCUACAAGCGAGGAAAGUGAUGACGAAAUUGGUGCCGCUAUCCAGGACUUACAAAGUACUUCAUCAUCGCAGUGGAGAGAUCCAAAAGAUAACUGGUACACAAGUGUACCAUUAGCCAGAGAACUACUGCAAAAUGAAACUCAUCUGAUUGGAACUUUAAGAAAAAACAGACGGCAUUUUCCUAAAGUUGUGGUUUCAACCAAGUUGAAAAAAGGCCAGUUCAUAGCGAAAGAAAGUGAUGAUGGUAUAACGGUUUUACGGUGGAGAGAUAAACGAGAUGUGUUGGUACUUUCCACAAAACAUUCAACACGUUUUGUUUCUGUUAGUAAAAAUAAUAAAAUCACUAUGAAACCAUCGAUAGUCGUAGAUUAUAAUAGAGCUAAGGGAGCAGUGGAUUUAGCAGAUCAGAUGGCAGCAUACCAAAGCCCAUUGAGAAAAUCCCUGAAAUGGUACAAAAAACUUGCAUUUGAUCUCAUUUUGAAUAUCGCUAUGGUGAAUGCUUUCGUUUUGUAUAAAAGCGUCACAAAUAAGCCCAUAACUAUUGUAGACUAUAGAAAGGAAAUACUAAAGAGCUUUUUGGUAAAGCCUACAUUAGCCAAUGUACCUUCAGAACGGACGACAAGACGAAAACACGUGCUUCAGAAAAAGGAAGGACCUUCUUUAAAAGUGCGUCGUUCCUGUGUAGAAUGCUAUAAGAAAAAUGUGUCCACAUUUGGACGUGCAAUGGCUAGGAACAAAACUAAAAAAGUAUCUACUUUUUGUAACACUUGCUAUGAUAAGCCUUUUCUAUGUGUCGAAUGCUUUGCUAAUGAUCAUAUAUAA
Messenger RNA from Leptosia nina, 981 nucleotides. Lineage: Eukaryota; Metazoa; Arthropoda; Insecta; Lepidoptera; Pieridae. The record is from the annotation of a GenBank genome assembly.